AUGACUUUACUAGCCAUCUUAGCUGCAGUCUCAACUGUUUACUGCGCUGGAUUGUUAUUCUGGCAGAUUCUCAGACAUAGCCUACUACGAAAGCAGACAUGUGUACUGGACCUCCAACACCUAGGAUCAUCCAGAAACGGAGACCAGAAGAUCCAUGGCACAGCGGUCAUCUGUGGCGGCAGUCUUGCCGGUCUGUUCACAGCCAGGAUAUGCCACGAUCACUUCGACGAGGUCGUUAUCGUAGAACCAGAAGCGUGGGCGGACGAUUCAGAUGCUAAGCGUCAGGAUGCAUGGAACCAAGCGAAGCCUCGUUCUCGUGUCAUGCAGUACAAGUCCUUACAAGGUCCCAUUCAACCAUUUGCCUUCAUGGCUUUAUGUAACCUUUUCCCCGGCCUUGCAAAGGAAUGCGAAGUUUCGGAUGUAACCGUUGGAUCUUCUGAUUUCCGGAGUUCGACGUGGGGAAGAUGGCAAAAGAAGCCGUGUAACCAGUAUACUGGGACGCUCCCCGACACGAUGACUGCCGGUCGCCCUGGGUUGGAGACUCUUAUGCGUCGUCUGGUCCUCGGGAGUCGUUAUAAGAACAUUCAACAAAUGAUUGGUACCGUAGCUGGUAUCUCUCGCGAUGCUUCCAGCCCUGGGCGUCUCGACCGUGUGACGAUCCGAACUGUGGGAGGCACCCAGGAAAUCAAAGCGUCAAUGGUCGUAGAUUGCACCGGUCCAGCGUCUGCAGGCUUAAAAUGGUUGAAGCGUGAAGGAUACGGUCGGUCAGAUAUGUAUCCUCGCGGUAAAGUUCCACUAGAAAAAAUCAAAGUCGCAUACGACCAGAAGAUCACCUAUUCGACUUCCAGUUUUCAUGUCCCACUUGAACUCGGUAAUAGGCUCCCUGGCCUUCCUGCAUCAUACGAAAAAUGUGGUGUCAUCUAUAUCUGCGUCACUGAUCCAACUUUAGACUGUCGUGGGAUGCAUAUUCAGCGCUCCGAAGGAAAUUUUAGAAAGCCUCUUCCCCCGUAUCUUCCUCGAACUCUCGAAGAGAUCAAAAGGUAUGCGCAAACAAUGGUCACUUGGGAACCUAUACCCCCAUCAGUAUUCGAGCUGCUCGAUAUGCUGGAGGAAGUCGAAGACACCAUGACUUGUAGUCAUCUUCCUUUUUCUGGGGCGAGCUAUAUAAGAUAUGACAAAGCUGUUAACCUCCCCACAAAUUGGAUAGCUAUCGGAGACAGUGUCAUGAAAGUCAAUCCACUUUUCGGGCAAGGAGUCGCAAAGGCGCUCUUGGGUGCGAUUUGCCUCAAUACGCUUCUACAGAAAUGUGCCGCGACCGGUGCCAUCCCGAAAGACUUUUCAACUAAAUUCUUUGAGAUGCAGAAGAACAAGAUUUCGCAUCUCUGUCCAGAUUAUGGGUACCAUACCACUGUUCCUAUACCCGGGGAGACAUUAUCUGAUGGCUGGCUUUUGCGAUGGUAUACGAGACAACUUAUCAUCCUUUCGUUCGAUGACUUGCGAGCAGGAUCUGCAUUGUGGCACAUCAAUAUGAUGCUUGCGCCACCAAUCGACGCUAUGGAACCGGGACUUGUCUUGAAGGUUGUCUGGCAUGCCUUCAAGAGGUUCGCAGUAAAGUUCUUAUCAUAA
Molecule: messenger RNA, 1626 nt
Organism: Desarmillaria tabescens
Lineage: Eukaryota; Fungi; Basidiomycota; Agaricomycetes; Agaricales; Physalacriaceae
Exons: 10
Coding region: 1-1626 (541 amino acids)
Source: RefSeq, a predicted model, not a curated record